Molecule: messenger RNA, 909 nt
Organism: Aspergillus chevalieri
Lineage: Eukaryota; Fungi; Ascomycota; Eurotiomycetes; Eurotiales; Aspergillaceae
Product: opsin family protein
Exons: 5
Coding region: 1-909 (302 amino acids)
Cellular component (GO): plasma membrane; endoplasmic reticulum
Source: RefSeq, a predicted model, not a curated record
AUGAUUGAAUCAUUCGCCAGCAGCACGCUUCCCCCCCUUCCGACAUCGAGUCCGUCGGUAGGGCCUGUUCCUACGGUUAUCCCGGGUCCUAGUGCUGUGUUGCAGGAGAUCCAUGCGACGGGGAAGAGGACAUUAUGGGUCGUCACCGUGCUCAUGGCGCUUUCGUCCCUCGUCUUCUACGUGCUAGCUUCUAGGGCAUCAUUGUCCAAACGCAUCCUCCACACCCUCGUCGCCAUAACCACUACCGUCUCCUUCAUCACCUACAUGGCACUUGCAACUGGCGCCGGCCUAACCUGGAACCACUCCAUUUUCUCCCACACCCACAAACACGUCCCCGACACAACCGAGCAUCACUACCGCCAGAUUCUCUGGCUGCGCUACGUAAACUGGUUCAUCACCAACCCGCUCAUGCUCAUCAACCUCGCCCUCUUAUCCGGCCUCCCCGGCGCACACCUACUCGUCGCCAUCGUAGCGGAUCUCGUCAUGCUUUCUUCGGGACUGCUGGGCACGUUUACGGAUAAUGCGAGAGUCAAGUGGGUGUGGUUUGUGGUUAGUUGUGUGGGUUACUUGGUGACGGUUUAUCAGGUUGGGAUUCAUGGGUCAAGGGCGGCGAGUAGCAAGGAUUCGCAGAGGAGGAGGUUCUAUGGGACGGUUGCGGGGGCUACGUUGUUGGUUAAAGUUUUGUAUCCGAUUGUCCUCGCCGCUGGUGGCAUCGCGCUCAAGUUGAACGUCGAUGCUGAGACUGUUCUCUUUGCUAUCCUGGAUAUCUUCUCUCAGGGUAUUUUGGGCUACUGGCUUUUGAUUGCAUAUGAAAGUGCAGCUGGAACGACCCUCUACCUCGACGGCUUCUGGUCCCGUGGAAUUGGUAACGAAGGCACCAUCCGUAUUACGGAUGAGGACGGAGCGUAG